This is a messenger RNA of Blepharisma stoltei, 981 nucleotides long. Lineage: Eukaryota; Ciliophora; Heterotrichea; Heterotrichida; Blepharismidae. The record is from the annotation of a GenBank genome assembly.
AUGCCUGGACUUGAUGUUUCGACCUUCACUACAUCAGUCGACGCUAUAUUUAUCUGCGGAUUCUGCGAUAAAGUUGCCUUAAGCCCUCAGAUGUGCAAGAAUUGCCAAAAAUUCCACUGUUUGAAGUGCAUAAAUAAAAGAGCAUGCCCAAAAUGCAAUGAAAAAUUUAUAAAUCCUUCUGAAGUUUUAUUGAGAUUUUAUAAUGCUUUGGUUACAGAGUGCCCAAAAUGUAAAGAAAAAUUGAGAAUCAAUGAAUAUGAAGACCAUGUAAAAGGAUGCAAAAAAGUUGAUGAACUUUCGACUUUGAGAAUCAAAGUGGCGGAAUUGAUGACUGAAAAUGACCAAUUAAAGAAAGAAAAUGAGUGACUGAAAAGGCAGCUAAAUGAAAAAGAGCACAAAAAAACUCCUGUUGUUAUAGAAGAAAAUAAACAAGAUCACCAAAAACAGGAGCAAGAUCAUCAACACAUCAAUAAAAAGCAUUCAAAGCAUAUUGAACCACAGAAAAAACAGCUAGAUCACUCGAAAGAUAUCCCGAAAGAAACCCCCAAAGGGAAUGCAGAAGAAGAAAAAAAAGAAGUAAAGCCUCCUGUUGCUCCAAGAAAAUCUGAUAGCAAACCAAAAAUACCUAAAUCUGCAAGAGAAGAAAAUAAAGAAGCAAAGCCAAAUGGGCAUAAAUUUGAAGAAAAAGAAGCUUCGCCUAGAAAGCAAGCUGAUGUAAGCCCAACUACUCCUCAAAAAAAGAUUUUUGCUGCGACAGUAAUACAAAGGGCUUUUAGAAAAAGGGACAAGCAAAAAGUAAGAGCAAUUCUUGCUGAAAGAAGACAAGAAAGAAUGAAAAAUACUGCAAACAGAAAAAUGAAUGAAGAAAUCAAAGAGGCAGCACAUAACAUCAAAAAUGUGAUAAAAAAUCUACCAUUAAAAGAUAAUAACAAAGAAGCAAAAAAAUUAGCUGUCGCCAACAAGCUGAGAGCGAAAAAAUAA